AUGGCCACGAACCUGAUAAAAGACCUUCAAAUACGAAGCAUUCUCGCAUCGGACUUCCACAUAGGCCCCAAGAUCCUAAGUCUAGCCGCACAAUCCCAACUCAUCGACCUCAUCGACCCCAGCAACGCGGAGCAGUUAUACUGCAUCGAUCUACUAUCGCAAACGGAGAACAUAACCCCGACACUCGCCUUGCGCAUCGCCCGAUGGUACCAUCAGCAGGAUCAUGUCGAGAACGCUGAGGUCAGGGAGUUGAUGAAUCUACAGAUCACGCUGGAUUGUCUUACUGCUGUGGAGGAGGAGGUUUCUCAGGAGGAGCAGGUUUCGCAGGAGGAGCAGGUUUCGCAGGAGGAGCAGGUUUCGCAGAAGGAGCAGGCUUGA
Messenger RNA from Anthostomella pinea, 378 nucleotides. The record is from the annotation of a GenBank genome assembly. NCBI's taxonomy places the organism in Eukaryota, Fungi, Ascomycota, Sordariomycetes, Xylariales, Xylariaceae.